Messenger RNA from Staurois parvus, 373 nucleotides. NCBI's taxonomy places the organism in Eukaryota, Metazoa, Chordata, Amphibia, Anura, Ranidae. The record is from the annotation of a GenBank genome assembly.
GUGCACUGUGUCCCUCGGACACAGCGGAUCACCUAUCCAUGGAAAGAGCCGAAGAUGUCGGCUCGGUCAUGUGAUCAGCUGUGUCCAAUCACAGCUGAUCACAUGGCACUGAUGAUCAGUGUGCCCUGAUGAUCAGUGUGGCCCCAGAAGUGCCACCUGUCAGUGUCCAUCAGUGCCAGCUGUCAGUGCUGAACAGUGCCACGUGCCAGUGCCCAUCAGUGCCACAUCAAUGCCACAUAUCAGUGCCAUCUGAGCUGCCCUUCAGUGCCACCCAUCAAUGCCAAUCCGUGCUGCCAAUCAGUGCCGCCUAUUAGCGCGCAUCAGUGCCGCCUAUCAGUGCCAGUCAGUGCCGCCUAUCAGUGCUAGUCAGUGC